Messenger RNA from Sphaerulina musiva SO2202, 1014 nucleotides. Its product is annotated as Aristolochene synthase from penicillium Roqueforti. The record is from RefSeq and is a predicted model, not a curated record. Bases 1 to 1014 code for a protein of 337 amino acids. NCBI's taxonomy places the organism in Eukaryota, Fungi, Ascomycota, Dothideomycetes, Mycosphaerellales, Mycosphaerellaceae. The transcript is spliced from 4 exons.
AUGCCUAGCCGUAUACUGGAUUAUCAUCACGACGACGAGGACUCCUUGUCUUCGUCUUCUUCUUCUACUACUGCUGCUGCUUCUUCAUCUCCGGCUGUCAAGGACAACAUCCCGCUCUCGGAAUGGGAACCACUCCAACAUCCAUGUGUGGACGAGGUAUCCCACGAAGUCGACCAAUACUUUCUCCGACACUGGAAUUUUCCCGGUGAGAAGGCCCGAAAGAACUUUUUGGCCGCCGACUUCUCAGGCGUGACGUGUCUGUACUUUCCACUGGCGAGAAACGAUCGGAUUCACGCGGCCUGCCGUCUGCUCACGAUACUCUUCUUGAUCGAUGAUGAGUUAGAAGAAAUGUCUCUCGAGGACGGUGAGGCAUAUAAUGCACGUCUGAUGCCCAUUGCCCGCGGUCACAUGUUGCCUAAUCGCAACGAUCCCGCAGAGUGGAUAUUUUACGACCUGUGGGAAGAUAUGCGAGCUUGCGAUCCAGAUCUCGCCGAUGAAGUGCUAGAACCCACAUUCACCUUCAUGAGAGCUCAGACCGAUAGCAUUCGACUCCGAAUGUCUGAGCUGGGGCGGUACCUGGAGUAUAGAGAGAAGGAUGUCGGUAAAGCGCUACUGUCUGCUCUGAUGCGGUUCGUGAUGGGUUUGCACCUCCUCCCAUCCGAGUCAAUAGCGAUGGAGUCCCUAGAGCAAAAUUGCGCCAAGCACAUUUCCAUCGUUAACGACAUUUACAGCUGGGAGAAGGAGCUCAAAGCUUCCAAGACGGGCCAUGUAGAAGGGUCAUCGCUGUGUUCAGGCGUCCUCGUUCUCGCAGAGUGCUCUGGACUGAAUAUUGCUGCCGCGAAAAGGGUGUUGUGGGCUAUGACAAGAGAGUGGGAAAUGAUACACGAUCAAAUGGUUGCUCACCAAAUGGCGAAUGGCUGCAGCGAGGCGGUCGCUUUAUAUAUGAAGGGGAUCGAGUAUCAGAUGAGUGGCAACGAGCUCUGGAGCAAGACUACUCUUCGGUACAAGGUCUAG